UGCGCGGCGCUGUGCGGGAAGCGGCGGGCGGCGGCGGCGGCGGCGAGGCUGAGGUCCGGCGGCGGCGCCGGUGGGCCGCGGCGGGCGGGAGGAUGGGCUCCCAGGGCAGCCCGGUGAAGAGCUACGACUACCUGCUCAAGUUCCUGCUGGUGGGCGACAGCGACGUGGGCAAGGGCGAGAUCCUGGAGAGCCUGCAGGACGGCGCGGCCGAGUCCCCGUACGCCUACAGCAACGGGAUCGACUACAAGACAACCACCAUCCUGCUGGACGGGCGGCGCGUCAAGCUGGAGCUCUGGGACACUUCGGGCCAGGGCCGGUUCUGCACCAUCUUCAGGUCCUACUCCAGGGGCGCACAGGGGAUCCUUCUGGUGUAUGACAUCACCAACCGCUGGUCCUUUGAUGGCAUUGACCGGUGGAUCAAAGAGAUUGAUGAGCAUGCACCUGGAGUUCCCCGGAUCCUGGUUGGGAACCGGCUGCAUCUGGCUUUCAAGCGGCAAGUCCCAACUGAGCAGGCCCGUGCCUACGCGGAGAAGAACUGCAUGACGUUCUUUGAGGUCAGCCCCCUGUGCAACUUCAACGUCAUUGAAUCCUUCACCGAACUCUCACGCAUUGUGCUUAUGCGGCAUGGAAUGGAGAAGAUCUGGAGGCCCAAUCGAGUGUUCAGCCUGCAGGACCUCUGCUGCCGUGCCAUCGUCUCCUGCACCCCAGUGCACCUCAUCGACAAGCUUCCCCUACCCGUCACCAUCAAGAGCCACCUCAAGUCCUUCUCCAUGGCCAAUGGCAUGAAUGCUGUCAUGAUGCAUGGCCGCUCCUACUCCCUGGCCAGUGGGGCUGGGGGCAGCAGCAGCAAGGGCAACAGUCUCAAGAGGUCCAAGUCCAUCCGCCCCCCCCAGAGCCCUCCCCAGAACUGCUCUCGGAGCAACUGCAAGAUCUCCUAGCAGGCAGCAGGCAGCACUCUGCAGACUCGGGGAGGCUCAGUGAUGGAAGAGCGCUCCUGGGCAGGAAGACUGGGCCACACAGCCUGCUCCAGAGCGUCAGGUUCUCCUCCACACCCGCUAGGUGGGGGGAGCGUGCAGGGGAGAGCACACUCCAUGGACGGGGCUCAGGGGUCUUUGGGCAGCUGGGCUGCUGGUGCUACGGAGACCCUGAUCUGAAUCAACCCCAGAUUCCAGGCUGCCUGGGCUUGGACCAGGAGGGAGUCUGGCUCCCCUUCCUUAUUUAUAUAGAAAACAUUUUGCCUGUUUUGUACAUUUUUUAAAAGGCUGUCAGGGAAGCUGGAUGCAUCUGCGUGCUGAGCUUGCCUCUGCACACCACAGCAGCCAUGAGGAGGGCCCGUGUAUCUGGGGAGGGAGGGACUCGAGCGGUGAUAGCAGGAGUGCAGUCAGAGCAGCUGUUCUUUAGAUUCACAUUCACUUUGCCUGGGGUGUUGGCACCGCCCGUGCCAGUAAGAGACAGAGAGGCCUCCCCCACCCCUAGAAGCUUCUGGCAGUAAUCUUGGCCCAGCAUCUGUUUCUGACUUGGGUGACGAGUGUGCCAGGCACAGGCAGACGUGUGACCUGCAGGAAAGGGGAGAAGCAGGGUGUGAGGGACCUCCCUGAGCGACUCCAGGGUCCGUCUGCUGUGAGUGGGCACCCUUGGUGACAGUCACUACGUAGAACAGGUCUCCAGGUGGAGGAUGCAGAGCCAUCUGUAGAUCUGAGUGACACUGGAGUGACACUGGUGGCAUCUGAACCAGACACUGCCAGGUGUCCAGUGGCUUGUUCUUAUCCAUGCCGCCCUUUUGCCUGUGAGGUCACAUGCCACUGGAACCUCUUUGACCUGUUUAGUGGUACUGCCUGGACAGCAGCCUUGUCUGCACCUGGGGCCCCUCUGGAGGACCUCCCAGCAGCCCGUGUGCCAGUGCACAGCACCCUUAUCCUCACCCUGUGAAGCCAUGGCCUGGUCCUCCUCAGUGUUGCCCCCUCACCCGGCGCCCCCACCCUUGGCCACACUGGUGCUCAACUCUACCUCCUGCCCUCAGGCCCCGGCCACCACAGGAGCCCUCCCUGGGCUGGGAACCCUCUCUCCAGGUCCUUCGUAGUGCACAUGUCAGAGGACAGUCCUGCUGCAGGUGUUUCAGGGCACCGUGGACAUGCAGACGUGGCACCAUGGCCUGCUAUUCUGGGAGAUGGCUCCUGUGCUGGGGAGCCUGUGGCAGGGGCAGCUCCAUCCUCUCCCAGCCCCAGCGGUCCUGUUGCUGCCAGCAAGGCCCGUUUCUCUGGAGUUGUGAACAGAACUACGCAGACUUUAUUUUAAGGAGCUGGACAGCCCCAUGUGCACCAUAUCAACACUACCCUCACUGCUGCUGGACCCUGCAUUCCUGUGUCCUUUGAGCUGUUCUUGUUUCUUUGUACAGUAAAUGUAAUUCAGCUGUG
Molecule: messenger RNA, 2414 nt
Organism: Sciurus carolinensis (gray squirrel)
Lineage: Eukaryota; Metazoa; Chordata; Mammalia; Rodentia; Sciuridae
Gene: Rab40c
Product: RAB40C, member RAS oncogene family
Exons: 7
Coding region: 93-938 (281 amino acids)
Biological process (GO): protein localization to plasma membrane; intracellular signal transduction
Cellular component (GO): endosome; synaptic vesicle; plasma membrane
Molecular function (GO): GTP binding; GTPase activity
Source: RefSeq, a predicted model, not a curated record